This is a messenger RNA of Iphiclides podalirius (scarce swallowtail), 579 nucleotides long. Lineage: Eukaryota; Metazoa; Arthropoda; Insecta; Lepidoptera; Papilionidae. The record is from the annotation of a GenBank genome assembly.
AUGCACAAUUUUCUUCGUAAACAGGGAAUUCAUUAUAGUAUUUAUGUUAUAGAACAGCAAGAUGACAAGCCAUGGAACAAAGGUCUUCUCUACAAUAUAGGAGCAAAACAAGCUAUAGCCGACCAAUUUCCAUGUCUUAUUCUCCAUGACAUUGACCUUCUUCCCUUAGAUGUUGGAAAUUUAUAUGCAUGCCUUCAUGAACCACGCCACAUGAGUGCUAGUAUAGAUAAGUUUAGAUAUGUGUUAACAUAUGACUAUUUGGUUGGUGGAGCCCUGGCAAUUCAAACGGAGCAGUAUAUAUCAGUUAAUGGGUUUUCAAAUAGAUUUGAAGGCUGGGGUGGAGAAGAUGAUGACUUUGCAGGACGGAUUGCAUCGAAAAACCUAAAAGUUUUAAGAUUUCCACGAGAGCUAUCAAGGUACACAAUGAUGCUCCAUCGUCAGGAACAAAAGAACAAAGACCGGGGACGCAUUAUGACGGAAAAUAAAAUGCAUUACCACAAGGAUGGGCUCAACUCAGUAGAGUAUGCAAUAAAGAGUGUUAAAAGAAACCGUCUGUUUACAAUCAUUGGUGUCAAAUUA